UUUUUCUUUAGUUUGUGCGAUCACUAUCUCGAAUUUUUUCGUUUGAGUUCUUUGUAAUUUUGAUGAUUUGUGAGAAGCAAAAUUGGAUUUAGUCUUUUGGCGUGUUCUUCAACUUUCUUUGUUAUUUGUUAUUUAAUUUACUGACGAUAUUUUAGUGAUUUUAUGAGAAUUAAUAGUUAAUGUUUUGUUAAAAAGGUAACGUAUAUGAGAGGGUUUUGAGGUUUCAUACGUUAAAAAAAUUUCUGACAAAAAUCAGAAGAACAAGUCUUAAUCCAAAAUUUUCAAAACUUCAAGGACCGUAGAUUCUACUUUUGAAGUGAAAAGUAUUUUGUCUCUUUCUUCUUCUUCUUCUUCUUGUUUUUUUUGUCGUUUGGAGUUUCAAGAUUUGUGUUAGCUAUCAUCAUUAGUUGAUCUUUUUCUUAUUUUGAUUUCGAUAUGAUUCUAAAUUCUCUCUUCAGUUUCCUAUAUUUGCCUGUUCUACCAUCUGUUGGAAAUUUUAAUAUAUAUAUUUCUUUCUGAAAUUAAUUAUUGUAUUUUUGGUUGAUGAGCUAAUUAUUAAAAGUAAUCAGUCAUGAUCAUUUGCAAUUUGUAUGUGGCUUUCUUUGCUUUUUAUUUUCUUUAUAGUUUAUGAAAGUCAGAUUUUAAAACUCACUUUUGAUGUUCUUAUUCUGUUUUUAUUUUUUUUUGUGUGUCCAGAUGCAAGAAUCUCUUUGAAAAAAAUUUGGAAUCUUUCUCCUCAAAAAAAUCUUCUUUGGAGUUUCAUAAAUCUUUCAGGCUGAUUCAUCUUAUUUAUAUAUAAUAUAUAUUAGCUAAGAUGGAUCAGAUGUCACCUGAUAACAUAACUGGAGUCAUUCUAGCAGUGUCUUCAAGUAUUUUCAUUGGUUCUAGCUUCAUCGUCAAGAAAAAAGGUCUCAAAAAGGCUGGUGCAAGCGGAGCCAGGGCAGGUGAAGGAGGGUAUGGAUAUUUAAAAGAACCAUGGUGGUGGGCUGGAAUGAUAACAAUGAUUUUUGGGGAAGUAGCUAAUUUUGCAGCCUAUGCAUUUGCACCGGCUAUUCUGGUAACACCUUUGGGAGCUUUAAGUAUUAUAUUCAGCGCAGUGCUAGCGCAUUUUAUUUUGCAAGAGAAAUUGCAUAUGUUUGGGAUACUUGGUUGCGUUCUCUGUGUUGUUGGGUCUACAACUAUAGUCUUACACGCUCCACAUGAGCAGAAGAUUGAAUCAGUCAAGCAAAUAUGGCAGCUUGCUAUUGAACCAGGUUUCCUUGUGUAUUCUGCUGUGAUUGUGAUUGUGGUGGCUAUACUGAUCUUCUACUAUGAACCGCGCUACGGAAAGACUCAUAUGAUAGUAUAUGUUGGAAUCUGUUCCUUGAUGGGUUCUCUUACUGUUAUGAGUGUUAAAGCGGUGGCCAUUGCGAUAAAGCUGACAUUUUCAGGGACGAAUCAGUUCAAAUACUUCAACACUUGGAUUUUCAUUUUAGUAGUUGCGUUUUGUUGCCUUUUACAAAUCAACUACUUGAACAAGGCACUGGAUACAUUCAACACCGCGGUUAUUUCACCGGUUUACUACGUUAUGUUCACAACUUUCACCAUCAUAGCUAGUAUGAUCAUGUUCAAGGAUUGGGCAUCUCAGAGUGGAUUAAAGAUUGCAACAGAGUUGUGUGGUUUCGUAACGAUUUUGUCAGGAACAUUUCUGCUUCACAAGACGAAAGACAUGGGAAACAGUGGAAGUAGUGGUCGUAGAUCUGUCUCUAUGCCUAGAGACACUCCUGUCUUCACCAACUCAGGAUCCGCUCGGAGCUCCACCUCAGAUAAAAUACCCUCCUGACUCUAACGUUCCAAGAUUCCCCCA
This is a messenger RNA of Camelina sativa (false flax), 1846 nucleotides long. RefSeq names its product putative magnesium transporter NIPA1. Gene Ontology annotation, molecular function: magnesium ion transmembrane transporter activity. Gene Ontology annotation, cellular component: membrane. Lineage: Eukaryota; Viridiplantae; Streptophyta; Magnoliopsida; Brassicales; Brassicaceae. Gene Ontology annotation, biological process: magnesium ion transport. The record is from RefSeq and is a predicted model, not a curated record.